Tripterygium wilfordii is the source of this 2157-nucleotide messenger RNA. Its product is annotated as scarecrow-like protein 3. The coding region runs from base 581 to 2008 and encodes 475 amino acids. The record is from RefSeq and is a predicted model, not a curated record. The transcript has 2 exons. Lineage: Eukaryota; Viridiplantae; Streptophyta; Magnoliopsida; Celastrales; Celastraceae. Gene Ontology annotation, biological process: regulation of DNA-templated transcription. Gene Ontology annotation, molecular function: DNA-binding transcription factor activity; sequence-specific DNA binding. Gene Ontology annotation, cellular component: nucleus.
UUUGGGAGACCUAUUAUUCCAAUCCACUUCACAUAUUGACAAAAGAGGCUCCCAGGCUUAAUAAGAGAUGGGAUGCCAACAAACCACUUCUACAGUUCUAGAGAGAGAAAGAAACAACAUAUUUGUCUUUGCGAGAGAAAUAUUGGGAGAGAGAGAUCAUGGCACUGUAUUUCAAGAAAUUCCAUAUUCCUCAAUUCUCCAAAGGACAACAUGACAUAUAGUGCCACAAACAACCUCUUCUUUUGUCGCCAACGUAGCCAUGGAGAAGUCCUUCAAGACAACAACUUUAAUCCCAACUUCUGCAACAAAACAAUAGACCACAUUCCCUGUACACCUCCUCCUAACCCACUUUGAAGAGAUCAGGAGAUUUGAGGUCCUCAAGCCUGCAGCUUUUCUUGGGGUUUUUGGUGGGUUUUCUGUCUACUUUAAAACCCAGUUAGGAAUUUUAUUUUGCUGCUUUGUAUGAUUGUUGAUUCACGGGAGAAACAGGUGUUUUUACUCUGGUCUGCCAUAGAUCUCGUGGUAGUAGAGCCAAAAAAUUCUUAUAUUCCUAAUCUCGGCACGCCCAAGUUCAAUUUAUAUGUUGGCAGCUAUGGUUCAAGAGGAGGGAGAAUCAUCUGUAGCUUCGUUGCCACUUCAGUUUCUUUCCUAUUUGACUCUCUCCCCUGGAUUAGGAUCGCCUUACCCUUGGCUGAAGGAGCUUAAAUCUGAAGAAAGGGGUUUGUGUCUGAUCCAUCUUCUUGUCGCAUGCGCUAACCAUGUGGCUGCUGGUAGCAUUGAAAACGCAAAUAUUGGCCUUGAGCAUAUCUCUCAUCUUGCUUGUCCUAAUGGUGACACAGUGCAGCGGAUAGCUGCUUACUUCACCGAGGCUCUUGCAGACCGUAUGCUUAAAGGUUGGCCAGGUCUGCACAGAGCCUUGAAUUCCACAAAAAUAUCAUCUGUCUCUGAAGAAAUUCUUGCUCAAAGAUUAUUCUUUAAGCUUUGUCCCUUCUUAAAGAUUUCUUACGUGAUAACAAAUCAGGCCAUCAUAGAAGCUAUGGAAGGAGAGAAAAUGGUUCAUAUUAUUGAUCUCUAUUCAUUUGAGCCUGCCCAGUGGCUUAAUCUGCUUCAGAUGUUAAGCGCACGGCCUGAAGGCCCACCUCAUUUGAGAAUCACAGGUAUUCAUGAGCAGAAAGAGGUGUUAGAUAAUAUGGCUCUUUGCUUGACAAAAGAAGCUGAAAAAUUAGACAUCCCGUUCCAAUUCAAUCCUAUAGUUGGCAAACUAGAGAAUAUUGAUCUUGAAAGCUUGCGUAAGACUGGAGAAGCUCUUGCCGUCAGUUCUGUACUUCGGCUGCACUCUCUCUUGGCAAAUGAAGAUGAGGUACUUAGGAAAACUUCACCAUUGGCAUCAAAGAGUUCAAACCCCAAUCAGUUGCAGAGAGCCUUGCAGAUGGGCCAUCGGACCUUGGGAGAGUGGCUUGAGAAAGAUAUGGUUCAUGUGUAUAGCCCGAGUCCAGAUUCAGCACUGUCUCUAGCUACUUCCCCAAAAACGGGGAGCUUUUUAAGUGCGCUUUGGAGCCUUUCACCAAAACUGAUGGUAGUAACUGAGCAGGAGUCAAACCAUAAUGGGUCUACUUUAAUGGAGAGGGUCAUGGAAGCAUUGAACUUUUAUGCCGCACUGUUUGAUUGCUUGGAGUGUACUGAAUCAAGAACAUCAUUAGAGCGUCAAAAGGUUGAGAAGAUGCUUUUUGGACAAGAAAUUAAGAAUAUCAUCGCAUGUGAAGGCGCCGAGAGGAAGGAGAGGCAUGAGAAGCUUGAGAAAUGGAUUCAAAGGCUAGAAUUGGCAGGCUUUGGAAGGGUGCCUUUCAGCUACUAUGGUAUUAUGGAGGCAAGAAGGAUGUUGCAGGGCCAUCGCUAUGAUGGAUAUGAUGUCAAGGAAGAGAAUGGUUGUUUAGCGAUGUGCUGGCAAGAUAGACCACUCUUUUCAAUUUCUGCCUGGAGAUUUAGGAGGUAUGAUCAAGACUAUUAACCAUAUCAGGAUUGUUUUUAUUUGCUUACCUUAAUUGUUUUUCCCCCAUCCCCCCUCCCUCCUCUCCCCCUCUCCAAUCUCAGUGUGUAUAAAGAAACAUGAGUUUAACUUUGUGAGUGCAUAGUGUUUGUGCAAAAAGGUUUGGAGUU